AUUUCUUUCUGGGAUCCGCGAUGGGGAAGGAGCAGGAGCUCCUCGAAGCGGCGCGCACGGGAAACCUGGCCGCGGUGGAGAAGCUUUUAUCCGGGAAGCGACAGUCAGCCGGCACCGGGAGCGGGUCGUCUGGGACCGGUGGAAGUGGCAACAGCGGCGGACACGGCGCCUCCUCUCACCCGCUCUCCAGUCUGCUCAGUAUCUGGAGAGGCCCUAAUGUGAAUUGUGUGGACAGCACUGGAUACACCCCCCUCCACCACGCUGCCCUCAAUGGACACAGCGAGGUGGUGGAGGCACUGCUACGAAACGAGGCCUUGACCAACAUCGCCGACAACAAGGGCUGCUACCCGCUCCACCUGGCUGCGUGGAAGGGAGAUGAACAUAUUGUCAAACUGCUCAUUCACCAAGGACCUUCACACCCCAAACUCAACGAGCAGAGCUCUGUAGACCAUAAAGAGUUCAAACGCUGUGGGCCCUUUGACCCCUAUAUUAAUGCCAAGAACAAUGACAACGAGACGCCGUUGCACUGUGCUGCCCAGUAUGGUCACUCCCAGGUGGUGCGGCUGCUGCUGGAGGAGUUGACAGACCCCACCAUGAGGAACAACAAGUUUGAGACUCCACUGGACCUGGCAGCACUGUAUGGCCGGUUGGAGGUAGUCAAGCUGCUGCUCAGUGCCCACCCCAACCUGCUUAGCUGUAACACCAAGAAACACACACCGCUGCAUCUGGCCUCUCGGAACGGACACCUGUCUGUGGUGGAAGUGCUGCUGGACGCUGGCAUGGACAUCAACUAUGAGACGGAGAAAGGCAGUGCCCUCCACGAAGCGGCCUUGUUUGGGAAGACAGAUGUGGUACAGAAACUUCUCAGUGCAGGUAUCGAUGUGAACAUCAUCGACCAGAAGGGCCUAACAGCGUUGGACACUGUCAAGGACAUGCCCUCCCAGAAGAGCAGAGAGAUAGCUGCUCUCAUCCUAGGUCACAUGACUGGAAAACCCCCUGACAUUGACCUUCCCCCUCCACCAGUCCCUCCACCUCAGGAGAGUCCCAGCCCGCGGAAAAAGGGGGAUCUGGAGAAGGUGAGCGAGUUGAUCUCGGGACUGGCCCCGGGGCCAGAGGAGGAGAGCCCGUACGAGGCUCUGUUUGAAGCCACCUCUUGCCACUCUUUGGACAGCCUCACCAGCGGCAAGUCCUCUGACAGAGACUCUGGACGGCCGGAUAGCGAAGCUGGCAAGAAAGAUCGCCUGGUCCACUCAUCACAUCCUGGUCCUGGUCAUGAAGAAGAGGUGAGCUCAGAGGCCCUGUAUACUAAUAGCAGCAUUGAUGAGCGAGGCGAGCCGGUGGAGGAGGAGGAGGAUCACACAUAUGAGUUGUUGCUGACUGCACAGACCAAAGUCCCAGCCCCCAGCCAGGAGUCCCAAUCCCAUAGAGAUCAGAAUACCACUAUACAGUCCUCCAACAGUGUCCUACCUCAGCGUAAACACACUGCCCCAAAUGACCUCAGAGCCCCAAGCAAGACGAAAGACACUCUGCACCCUCCUGGACGGGUUGGCCCACGGGCACCGGGAGAUAACUCCCAACACAGCCAGGAUCAGGGAGCAGGUGUCCCGGAGCAGUUCACUGGCCUCCUGCACGGAUCGUCCCCCGUCUUCGACUGCCGUGACGAGCCCUUCAGGCUUCCAGGUGUUCUGCCACCCAGUCAGGGCCAGCCAGAAUCAAGAAAAUCUUCCAAAAUAAAAGAGGAAGUAGCAGCAGCUGCAGCGCCACCUAGCCGUCCCAGUAUGGCUGCCAUCCUGACAGACUGUGACCCAAAAGCAAUUUACGCGACUGUGAACAAGGAGCAUAGGGACCAUGGGGCUGGGGCAGUACCUGCCGUUAGGAUGCGCCCUCCUGGGGACCUGAAACUGGCACGCAGCCUCUCCAAGUCUGACUCAGACUUGCUUGUGUCGCCUCCUAGUGAGGACGAAGGAGGACUGGGAAACCGUAGCGAGUCUGUUUCUAACUGUAGCACUGGCAAGAAGAGGCUUGAGAAAUCUCCCUCUUUCACCUCAGAAUGGGACGAGCAGACAUUGACGACUUCUCCCACCACAAAACAACGAAGAUCUAAUUCCUUUGAGAGCAUCGAGAAGAUAAUGACACUGAUUGGUGCUGGCAUUGAUUUUUCCCGAGAUCAGCAAUAUGCUACACCAGCAGGUGCUGCAGGCCGGCUGCUGGACCAGCCUGUGGGCGACUGGCUAGAGCACGUGGGGCUUCCGCAGUACGAGAGCAAACUGCUCCUCAACGGUUUCGACGACCUGCACUACAUGGGGAGCAAUGUAAUGGAGGACCAGGACUUGAGAGAGAUUGGGAUCACAGACCCAAGCCACAGAAAGAAGAUCCUGCAUGCCGCACGUUCGAUACCUAAGGUGAAAGCGCUGGGCUGUGACGGCAGCAGCUCCCUGUCCUCCUGGCUGGAGAAUCUGGGACUUCAUGAGUACUUACACAACUUCUUGGCCAGCGGCUACCGCACUCUGGACUGUGUGAAAAACCUGUGGGAACUGGAGAUCGUCAAUGUGCUAAAGAUCACCCUACUUGGUCACAGGAAACGCAUCAUUGCUUCCUUAGCAGAGAGACCGUAUGAGGAGCCUCCAGUCAAGCCUCCCCGUUUGUCUCAGAUCAGGUGCCAAGACCUGCCUGGAUCCCAGACCUCGUCCCCCCUCAGUCAGAUGGAGUCUUACACAGGGCGCUCGAUGGACCCCCUGCUGCCUGUAGGAGAGGCAGGGAGGAAAAAAGUGCCCAACACCGACUAUGACGUUACCCAAAGAUAUCGCAGUGAACGACACAGAACUCAUGAACGGUACGAAGAACGGCAUCGAGAGCCUCGACUGACCCUGCGGCCGCCGAGUCUGGCGGCACCAUACACCCCGGUCCAGAACUGGCAUCACCAACCUGAGAAGCUCAUCUUUGAAUCCUGCGCUUACGAAGCCAAUUACCUCGGUUCCAUGCUUAUUAAGGAUCUACGGGGUACUGAGUCCACGCAGGAUGCUUGUGCCAAAAUGCGGAGGUCGACAGAACAAAUGAGAAAAGUCCCAACCAUCGUCCUCUCGAUCACCUACAAGGGUGUGAAGUUCAUCGACGCAGCCAAUAAGAACAUCAUCGCAGAGCACGAGAUCCGAAAUAUUUCGUGUGCAGCCCAAGACCCAGAGGACUUGUGCACAUUUGCCUACAUCACCAAGGACCUGCAGACCAACCACCACUACUGCCAUGUGUUCAGCACGGUAGACGUGAACUUGACCUAUGAGAUUAUACUGACCCUGGGCCAGGCGUUUGAGGUGGCCUACCAGCUGGCUCUGCAGGCCCAGAGGACUAAACAGCACCAGAGCCUCCCAGUGGGACCUGGUUCAGAGGUCACUGAAAUCAAGUCCAGCCGACCUGUACCCAAACCCCGCGGCAGUGUGCGCAAGUCAGCGGGGGACAUUGUGGACCAGGAGGGGGAUGCUCAGUCCCAGGGCAGUGCCACAUGGCUCGUGGACCCCAAGGAAUCCAAGCGCACUAUCAGCACUAACUGAACACUGUGGCCACUCCCAGCCAGUAAGAAAGGACAGGAAUGAGCCCUGUUGCAUGGUGGGUAGGAUGUUUUAUUGGAAAAGUGACCCACUUCCCGUGCAGCAGAUCACAUCACCGGUGGGAUCGUGCUCGCAGCUCACCACAGUAACACAAGGGGGCCUGGAGACAAACAGACGUAAAGCUUUCAACACUGCACGCUCCAUCGGUUCAUCUAACCUCACCGACUUCCUCACUCCAUAUACACACACGCCUCCGUACAGCUUCCUGUCCGUCAGAUAGUGAUGGUCGUCCCGGCCAGAUGUAUUUGUUACGCUCCGCGCGUCGGCUGAGAAAUGGAUCGUCAGCUCAUCAGGUGUGGCUGUGUGUAAAGGCUGUCAGUCCGACAGGCCUCGCUCACAGAGAGCUAGUGGUUUCUCUUUCGGGAUUUGCAGGUUUCGAUGCACAAUUUGUAGUUAAAGUGGAAGCGGCUGAGAUGAGGAACAUUAAUCUUUUUUUGGGUAUGAUACAAAGGUACAAACUAUGAGUAAGAGACCUCACACUGUAAGAAAUCUCACACUCCUUCCUGGAUUAUCUGGCCUGUAUCCAAACAUUGUAGCUUCUCGCCAUGACCAUCAGCUUCUCAUCCACAACAUACAUGUAUAGCUGUAAUAAUCGAUGUCACCUUGCACGGGAGGAAUUCUCAAAGGGCAGAGGAACUGACACUACAAAGACUGUUUUAUAGUGAUGUAAGAGGGGGUGGCUUUUAAUUUGAUUUGAAAGUUUUCUCUCUCUCUUUUUUUCCGUAUGUUUUCAUUGUUUUGUAGGACAAUGACGUGUCCUAAUGCAGGAACUGGAUCACGUGAGGUUCACUGUCGUUCUCUCUCUCCUUCCCUGCUUCUUUGUUCGGUUAAUCUAUACAAGAUUAUUCACCAAACCUGCCAUGCAGGCUGGUACGUCUUUAGAUUUUAGCUGCAGAACAGAACAAUAGGGCAGAGCAUGUCUCUCCUUGCUAAUUUCCAGUAUGUUGACUGUUAAUGGUACUUUUUGGUCAGCUGAUGUGUAUAUGGGUACGUAGUCAGGUCGUUUUGAUUUAACUGUUGUAUAUUUGGUACGUUGUCAGGCCAGUACGGUAACUCUACGGUACACUGUCUUCAGCUCGCUGGUGUCGGCACCUUCAGCCAUCAGCCUGGUCCCGUUCUGCUUUUGCACAUUGCUAAGGAUCAGGAGAGAUAUUGUGGGACUAAUCUGAGGACAACAAUGAUGAGAAUGAUAUUGUACAUGAAUCUAGCGGUCUGUAUUUUGAUACUUGAAUGAUUUUUGCUUUUAUAGAUAUCUC
This is a messenger RNA of Xiphias gladius (swordfish), 4858 nucleotides long. RefSeq names its product ankyrin repeat and SAM domain-containing protein 1A-like. Gene Ontology annotation, cellular component: cytosol. The transcript has 28 exons. The coding region runs from base 21 to 3545 and encodes 1174 amino acids. Gene Ontology annotation, molecular function: protein binding. Lineage: Eukaryota; Metazoa; Chordata; Actinopteri; Istiophoriformes; Xiphiidae. The record is from RefSeq and is a predicted model, not a curated record.